AUGUCCGAACCUUCCGACUCUAACGAUGAUGCAUCAUCAUUCGCAUCUGCCAUAGAUGACAUUAUCACCCAGAUGAUCCAAAACAUUCCGGAGCAAGCUGCGCCGCCCAGUAGCCCGGUUCAGCCGUCCUCAUCACUCACGGGCUCUCCCAAUAUUUUCCCAAGUACGUUGCUUGAAUCGCCUACUGGUCCACCUCCCCUCGAAAAUACAUCGUCUCUGCUAAACCUCGAGGUCCCAUCGCUACUGCUAGCUCCGAGAACCUUUACUCCGUCUUUGGGCCGAUAUAAUGAUCCCGAACUAGACUAUUUGGCAAAUCUACACGAACCACGUAUCCCCGAUCAUACCGAAUCGACUAUUAGAAACGGUUCCACCCCUCGACCCGAUCUUAUUGUCCCUCGCCUAGACGAAGAAUCCCCUCCCAGAGACCGAGCCGCCACAACCGAUCAAAAUUUCACGAUUCCUCCUACAUCUCCUAUGUUCAAUCUUCUUCCUCUUCCGUUGUUUCCCGUAUCAAAUGGACAAGAUUCAGCCAACCCGACGAAUGAGCGACCACGGCCUAAUGCUAGCACCGUUGAGCGCCUCUUGGAGAUGAUGCGCACACUCUCUAUACAAGAUCCAGAAGAGGAUGAUAAUGAAGAAACCCCAACAAACCCUAUAGAAAGACGAUGGGAUCGCGAAAUAGACCUCUGGAGACCUGAAAAUAUCGUCCUAGGGCCUGGCGAUGAAGAUUGGCUUCCUCCUCCUCCUCUACCAAGAGCGUUCAACCCGAACAGAAGGCUGCAGGAGAGAGCGCAGACCAUCAUCGACAAGCUAGAGACCCUCGACCGAGACCUCGUUCAAAAGUUUUGCGCAAUGGGUUGUGCAGGCGGCGAAGAGGGAGACCGAUGUACCAUUUGCUGGGAGAGUUUCAUAGAGGAGUUGGACUUGACGA
Messenger RNA from Acaulospora colombiana, 931 nucleotides. The record is from the annotation of a GenBank genome assembly. NCBI's taxonomy places the organism in Eukaryota, Fungi, Glomeromycota, Glomeromycetes, Diversisporales, Acaulosporaceae.